Molecule: messenger RNA, 594 nt
Organism: Sclerotinia sclerotiorum 1980 UF-70
Lineage: Eukaryota; Fungi; Ascomycota; Leotiomycetes; Helotiales; Sclerotiniaceae
Exons: 4
Coding region: 1-594 (197 amino acids)
Source: RefSeq, a predicted model, not a curated record
AUGCCAAAAUGGAAAGAGACAACUCUGAACACCCAUGAUUUAUCACUUCCAAUAUGGCCAAGCAAAGGAGACGAGCGAGAGUUCUUCCGUGUGCUCUUGCUAUCUUCAUCUGAUAUGCAGUCAUCUUCCAACAUAUUCGCCCGGAUCGAAAGACUCUAUCACCAAACCGGGGGCCGCAACGUAGGAAUCAUUUUUCUUCUUCACGAAAAGCAAAGUAGCGAUAAUGGCACGAAAGAAUAUAUAAACCUCCAAAUCAGCCUGAUGUCUUCUUUCGAGAUUCCAAUUUUGCCUUUGCCAUCAAUCUCACAAUUCCUCGAAGUGGUCCAAACUUUUCAGAGACAACUUUGUAUUGUUCCACCCUUCAAAGGGGUUGAUGCUCAAUAUGAGCUUCUACCAUUUAACAACGUCGGUAAUGCCAUGACCGAGCAUACGAGGAAUAUCCUCAGUGACAUUUGUCACAGCAUUCCGGAAUUGGCUUGUACUGCCGCUACAGCUGCUGGCCAAGAGCAAUUGAGGGAGUGGUUGUCAGAGCCUGGUGCGGAAUCCGCUGAGGAUAUUAUAGAUUUUUGGAAGCGUGAAUAUCUCCGCGACUGA